AUAAAUAAAUCGACACAUUGCAGGCACCUGACUUAGAGAGCUGCUCAUCUGAACAGACCUUUUGCCCAAAGUCUGACGUUGGAGAUUUGAGUCUCUUCAAACCUUUCUUAGUUCGGAGCUUUACAGCAUUAUUCAGAGAUGAUUGCCACGAAGCUGUGCCUGUUGCUUCUGCUACUCAUGGCUCUGAGCAACGUCCUAGAAGCUAAAGGUGACGGGGAUGAUGAGACUAAUGAAUGUAAUUGUCUGACCGACGAAGUCUCAUCUAAACUAAAAGCUUGUCCAAAGAAAGCACGGAAAGCCAUCAAAAAGCUUCUAAAGGAAAUUUCGAAUGGUGGAAACAUUGAUCCAGAGCCUGAGACUACAGAAAAGGAUAAAACCAGAAAAGGUGGGGCUAAUGAUCCAGACACCGAGGCCCCUGAUACCCCUGAUACCCCUGAUUGUGCGCCUAAAGAAGAGUCCUCGUGUAAUUGCCUGACCAAGAAAGUCUUGUCUAAACUAAAAGCUUGUCCAAAGAAAACACGAAGAGCCAUCAAAAAGCUUCUAAGGGAAUCAUCUGGAACAGAUGAGUGAUGGGGCUGGUAGGGCUGCAGGCCUCCAGAUCUAUUUAUUGCUUAAUUCUUGGUUGUCACUAUAAAAACGUAAAACUAAAUCUACUGCUUAAUUGUUGGUUGUCACUAUAAAAAAAUAAAACUUUAAUGUUUG
Molecule: messenger RNA, 702 nt
Organism: Physella acuta
Lineage: Eukaryota; Metazoa; Mollusca; Gastropoda; Physidae
Source: RefSeq, a predicted model, not a curated record